AACAAUAAUAAUAACAAUAACAAUAAUAACAAUAAUAAUAAUUAUAAUAACAAUUUUAACUAUAAUAAUAAUCACAACAAUUAUAAUAAUAAUAAUAAUAUUAAUAAUAAUAAUCAUAAUAAUAUCAGUAAUAAUAAUAAAAAUAUUAACAAUAAUAAUAAAAAUAGUAAUAAUAAUAACAAUAAUAACAAUAAUAAUAAAAGCAAUAAUGAUUAUAAUAAUAACAAUAUUAACUAUAAUAAUAAUAAUAAUAAUAAUAAUAAUAUUAACAAAAACAAUAAUAACAUGAGCAACAGUAACAAUAGUAACAAUAACAAUAAUAACAAUAACAAUAAUAAGAAUAACAAUAAUAACAAUAACAGUAAUAACAAUAACAAUAACAAUAAUAACAAUAAUAAUAAUAACAAUAUAAAUAAUAACAAUAAUAAUAAUAACAACACUAACAAUAAUAUUAAUAUCAAUAUCAAUAAUAACAAGUAUAAUAGUAACAAUAUUAAAAAUAACAGUAAUAAUAAUAACAAUAAUAGCAAUAAUAAUAAUAACAAUAAUAAUAAUAACAAUAAUAAUAAUAACAAUAUUAAUAAUAACAAUUAUAAUAAUAACAAUAAUAACAAUAAUAAUGAUAAUAAUAAUGAUAUCCUUAAUAAUAAUAACAAUAAUAAUAUUAGUAAUAAUAAAAAAAACAGUAAUAACAUGAAUAACAAUAACAACAGUAACAAUAACAAUAUUAACAAUAGAAAUAAUAACAAUAACAAUAAUAACAAUAAUAGCAAUAAUAAUAUUAACAAUAACAAUAAUAAUAAUAAUAAUAAUAAUAAUAAUAUCAAUAUUAAUAACAAUAACAAUAAUAGUAUUAAUAAUAAUAAUAACAUUAACAAAGAUAAUAAUAAUAAUUACAAUAAUAACAAUAAUAACAAUAACAAUAACAAUAAAAACUAUAAGAACAAUAACAGUAGCAAUAAUAAAAAUAAUAAUAGCAAUAAUAAUAACAAUUAUACGAACAAUAAUAACAUUAAUAACAAUAACAAUAAAAAUAAUAACAAUAAUAACAAUAAUAAUAACAAUAACAAUAAUAAAAACAAUAGCAAUAAAAAUAACAAUAGCAAUAACAAUAACAAUAAUAAAAAUAACAAUAAUAUUUACAAUAACAAUAACAAUCAAUAUAACGACAAUAAUUACAAUAAUUAUAAUGAUAAGAACGAUAACAAUAAUAAUUACAAUAAUAAUAAUAAAAAUAACAAUAACAAUAACAAUAAUAAUAAUAACAAUGACAAUAACAAUAAUACCAAUAACAAUGACAAUAACUAUAAGAAUAAUAAUAGUAGCAGUAACAAUAACAAUAAUUAUAAUAACAAUAAUAUUAACAAUAACAAUAAUAAUAAAAAUAAUAAUAAC
Messenger RNA from Vespa crabro (European hornet), 1395 nucleotides. Its product is annotated as GATA zinc finger domain-containing protein 14-like. The record is from RefSeq and is a predicted model, not a curated record. NCBI's taxonomy places the organism in Eukaryota, Metazoa, Arthropoda, Insecta, Hymenoptera, Vespidae. The annotation marks the transcript as partial. The transcript has 2 exons.